Messenger RNA from Sorex fumeus (smoky shrew), 4827 nucleotides. RefSeq names its product platelet activating factor acetylhydrolase 2 (gene PAFAH2). The record is from RefSeq and is a predicted model, not a curated record. Gene Ontology annotation, molecular function: 1-alkyl-2-acetylglycerophosphocholine esterase activity. The transcript is spliced from 11 exons. Bases 209 to 1384 code for a protein of 391 amino acids. NCBI's taxonomy places the organism in Eukaryota, Metazoa, Chordata, Mammalia, Eulipotyphla, Soricidae.
CUCGGGAGUUACUGUUCGGGGCGCGGGGGCGUCCCGCGCCUGGUCGCACCCUACUGACUUGUGCAGACUACAACUACCGACGGGCCUCGGCGGCCCGGGGACUCUCUCGUAUCCCUAGCGUUGAGCGUGUGGGCCGCUCCCGAGGAGUCCCCUUGGCUGGCCAUCAGGGUCAGCACUGCCCAAGGAGUACUGUUCAAGUGGUGAUGAAAUGGGGAUCAACCAAUCUGUGGACUUUCCACCUGUCACAGGACCCCACCAUGUAGGCUGUGGGGAUGUGAUGGAGGGGACAGGUUGCCAGGGGAGCUUCUUUCGACUCUUCUACCCCUGCCAAGAUCCAGUGAAGACACCAGAGCAGCCCUUGUGGAUUCCCCGCUAUGAGUACUACAGUGGCCUGGCCGACUACCUGCAGUUUAACAGGCGCUGGGGGGCUCUGCUAUUCAACUUGGCUGUGGGGUCUUUUCGUCUGCCGAUGAGCUGGAAUGGACCCUUUAAGGCAAAGGACUCUGGAUACCCCUUGAUCAUCUUCUCCCAUGGCCUGGGAACCUUCAGGACUUUGUAUUCAGCCUUCUGCAUGGAGCUGGCUUCCCGUGGCUUUGUGGUCGCUGUCCCAGAGCACAGGGAUGGGUCAGCUGCAGCCACCUGCUUCUACAAGAGUUCCCCCGAGGAGCAUCCAAGUGGCAAAUCCCUGCAAGAGGAAUGGAUCCCCUACCGGAAAAUUGCAGAAGGAGAAAAGGAAUUCCCUGUUCGGAAUUCCCAGGUGCAUCAGAGAGUCUGUGAGUGCAUGAGGGUGUUGAAGAUUCUGCAGGAGGCCUCGGCUGGGCAUCCCGUCCCCAACCUCUUGCCUGGUGGGUUGAAUCUGAUGACUCUGAAGGAUGGCAUUGACAUGAACCAUGUGGCUGUAAUGGGACAUUCGUUUGGAGGGACCACAGCUAUUUUGGCUUUGGCCAUGGAAACCCAAUUUCGGUGCGCUGUGGCGCUGGAUGCUUGGAUGUUUCCUCUGGAACGUGACUUCUACCCCAAGGCCCGAGGCCCUGUGUUCUUCAUCAAUGCUGAGAAUUUCCAGACAACAGAGAGUAUCAACUUAAUGAAAAAACUGUGUACCCAGCACGAACAGUCCAGGAUCAUCACUGUUCUUGGUUCUGUUCAUCGAAGUCAAACUGACUUUGCCUUUGUGAGUAGUAACUGGAUCGGUAAAUUUUUCGCCAAUCAAAUCUCUGGGAGCUUGGAUCCCUACGAAGGACAGGAGAUUGUGGUGCAUGCCAUGUUGGCCUUCCUGCAAAAGCAUCUUGAUCUGGAAGAGAACUUUGAUCAGUGGAACAGCUUUAUUGAAGGCAUUGGACCAUCGCUCAUCCCAGGGGCCCCGCACUGUCUGUCCAGCCUGUAGGUGUAACUGGCCAUUUGUGAAAGGUCACUGAGUUCCCAUUUGGAGCCUGCCCCUGGACAACAUAGUCUCCUUUCAGAAAGUGGUCAAUGACCUUUUUUCAAAGAUUGAGAGGAUGUAAUCACACUGGUAAUUGGAUAAUGGACACUUUGAUUUUGAACUUGUUGAUUUCAAACUCCUGUUGGGACUUGGAUCACUUACUGAUUGCCAGACUGACUUCCUGGGGGCCCAACCUGAUGCUGUUGGGGACAGGCAGUGGGAUGGGGCUGGGGAGUGAGUCAGACUUAAACUGAGCUCUUUUAUCUCAAACCGUCUACUCCCUCACUUGGGCCCAACAUGGCUUCUGCAGUGGAAGAAAAGAAGCUGAAGGAGGAAGUGAAAUUUCCACCUUCAGAACCUCUAGCCCAGUCUGCCCUCUUUCUUCCUGUCUCUCAGCCUUCUCUCUUCCCAGGGAUGCUUGGUGAGUUCUGAGCACUUUAAUUUUCUCAGGUCUGUGCAACCAUCAUCUGAUUUUCUGUUUCUCCAAACUUUCUCAUAGCCUGACACAUAGUUCUGGGCUGGCACACAUGUGAGUCCAUGGAGGGGGCAGACAGCAUUGUCCUCAUAGCAUAGGGAGAGAAACCGAGGUAUGAAGGGGAACCUCAGACCUCUGGUUGUCUUGGAAUUUUGCUAAAACAACAGGGUCCAACCCAUAGUAUUAGGUAGCCCUCACUGGAGUGGGGAGGUGGUUUGGUCAGUAAGAGGUUAGGAGGCCACCCUGGCAGAUGAGGAGCACGUUGGUUGAUCUAGCUUCUUACUGAAGAUGUUAGGAGCCUCCAGUUUGCUCAUGAUAUCUGAGGCAGAUGUAGUAAUCUGUUUUCUGGCUUGGAGGCCCUGACCCCAAAUUAAAGUCAAGAUACAGACUGAGUUGGCCCUAUGCAUAAGUAUGAAUAAUAUUAAUACUUGUUAUGGGCUGGAGAGAUAGUGCAGUGGGUAAGGCACUUGCCUUGCAUGCGGCCUUCCCAGGUUCAGUCUCUGGCACCACAAAUGGCCCCCUAACCCUGCCAGGAGUGAUUGCUGAGCCCUCGCUGAGCCAGGAGUAAGCCCUGAGCACCACUGGUUGUGGCCAAUGCCCUCCCACCCUUCCCUCCAAAAACACCCAAAACCUGCACUUGUCCAACAAUAUGUCAAAAUAGUUUAUCUGCAUUAGUACUAGAUGAAGAGAGCCAUCUGGAAAUAACUUUUCCUUCUGCCUUUUUUUUUUUAUCACUUAUCACUUAUCACUUGUGCCCACGUACGGAAAAAACAACAACCUUAGAAGAAAGUCUUCCUAGUUCAGAGCUGAAUAGGAAACUCAGCUUGAAAGACUUCUCUCCACUAUACUAGACUUUCACAUCAUUCCAAGUUGCAGAAUUGAGUGAAAGCAGAAGGGACAUACACUCCUAUACAACAACAAUAGGUUCACCUCGCCACCAACACCAGCUGGGAUGAGGUCUUAGGAGCUAUUCCUUCUCAGAGGUGAAACAUCACAUGCAGGGGGCGGUCUGUGAAUUCUCAUGAGACAUAGACUUAGUCUAGAGGAUAGAGUUCUACAGCCUGGUUGUGAGUUUUAGCUCCACCAACUGCUAAAUGAAUUCAUUUCUUCUUUCCACUCUUGAUUCCUGCUUUUCCUUUCCUUUUUUUUCCCCCUUCUGGUCAUACCAGUGUUCUCAAGGCUACAUGCAGCUCAGUGUUUGAGGAUCAUAUCUGGUGCUGUUUAGGGAACCAUGCCAUGUUGGGGUCACAUCAGGACCUCCAGCAUGCAAAGCAUAUACUCAGCACACUAAGCUAUCUCUUUGGCCCCUUCAUCCCUGCCUUUCUAAAAUGACUAUCAGUAUUAUGAAUAAUUCAGGAGAAUAAAGUGAAAAAGCACCACCUCAGGGGCAGUUUAAAAGUAUAUUUCUUACAUUCAUACAUAGGAGAUUUUUUCCAGCUGCUUUAAUUGCUUAGAGAAAAUGACCCAUAAUGGUUUUCAUUCUAAAACUGACUCACUGAAUGUGAGGUCAAAUUUGUAAAUGUCCCAUAGAUGCUUAGAAGGCUAUCCUUGUCUCAGUGUUUGACUCAGUGACACAUUAUAGAUUAGCUUUUAUUGAGAGCACAAUUAGAUACAUAAUAGAGCCCCCUUUACCCCAAGUGUUGGCUAGAGCACGUGCUGCCACCCCUUGUGCCCUGGGCUGGUUCCAGAUGUGCUGAGGGACCAAUUCUGGCAACAUUGUUAUGAGACCCACUUUCUACCUUGGACCCAUAAGCAAGGCAGGUAUUUUUGUAGAUAUGGAUCCUCAAGAAAGAAGUUGUUUGGAAAAAGGAUCCAUUCAGUUCACAUUCUGGUGAUGACUCCUUUAUUCAGGUGAAUCUUCCAUAUAAUUGAAAAUGAUCCUUUAAGCCACAAAAUAGAAUAUCUGAUGGCAUUGGUAAAAUGCAAGAACAGUAAUGCACACGCUUCUCACAAACCCCCUUUAACUCUUUAGGCUGUUUCAGUUGGGAGACAAAGCAGCAGGCAGUUCCCAAAAAAAAGCAACAAAAAGUAUGACUAGUUCUCUGUGGGCCUUGCAUUGUUUUUAUCUUCCCAUGAGAUCCCUGACGGGCACACCAGCCAUUCCCUGGAAGUGUUGCUGUCACACUGGUGGUGCUAGAAGAGGCUCUGGUGAAUCUUACUACAUCUUAAAGCUCCUGCCCAGAAGUGAUCUAUUUUCAUUCACACUUCAUUGGCCGAAGCAAGUCACCUGACCAUGCCUCACAUUCUGUGUUAUCCCAAGAGAGCCAAAAUACGUUGUGCCCAAGUCUUAGGUCAGAAUAGCGGCACUUUUGGGCCUGGAAGAUUUGGGAGCUGUUUUGCUCAUCUCCUCCGUGGUCUGCGGCAGCUGUUCUCUUAGUUCUUUGGUUGCUUUUCAUUGUCUGUGUUGUUGCCCUUGUGGACAAACUGCCAGCCAUUACCUCCGAUUGCCUUCAAUGUGCCAACUCCUAGCAGCUCACUCUGCUUCUUUCAAAGAUGUGACUUGUCAUGUUAUUUACAGCUACUUAAAAUCACAUAGUUGAAUGCUUAGGGGCUCCUUUAUGUGGGUUGGGGACACCUGGCUGAGCUCAGGGCUUAUUCCUGGCUCUGCACUCAGGGAUCACUCCAGCAGGCUCAGGGUUCCAGGAUUGAACCUGGGUUGGCCGUGUGCAAAGCAAGUGCCUUAUCUGCUGUACUAUCACUCCAGCCACUUUAGGGACUCAUUUAUUGAAACUGAAAUACACUGAAUUCUGUGCUUGAACUUCCUUCGACUGCUUAGAAGUACUAUCUUUGGUCCUUUGUCUUGUUUUCAUUUAGCUUCCAGGGAAUUGGAAGACACCGGAUAAAUGACUUUUCAGUAAGCCAGGCAAUCCUUCAUAUUGAUUGGUAUGUUAAUAAAUUGCAUCCCAACAAUUAUUUUCAAAAACAACGAUAU